AUGACAUUGGGUUUGGAAAUCAUGGAGGAUAUUGUUAUCGACGUAGUAGGGGAAGGACUCAAAGACAGCGGCGAGGAGCAGCUCCUACCUUUGGAUGAGUCGCGGAGCGAGCAGGAGCUCAGCGCCGAGAGCAAGGAGCGGGACACCUACAGCCCCGACCCGGAGAGUCCUUCCGCGGCCAAAAGCAAAGGUCCCGCGUCCGUGAAGCCCCCGUACUCUUACAUCGCUCUGAUCACCAUGGCCAUUCUGCAGAAUCCCAAGAAGCGGCUCACCCUCAGCGAGAUAUGCGACUUCAUCAGCCAGCGCUUCGUGUAUUACCGGGAGAAAUUCCCCGCAUGGCAGAACUCCAUCAGACACAAUCUGUCGCUGAACGACUGCUUCAUAAAGAUGCCCCGAGAGCCCGGUAACCCCGGCAAGGGCAACUACUGGACGCUGGACCCCAACUCCUCGGACAUGUUCGAGAACGGGAGCUUUCUGCGGCGGAGGAAGCGUUUCAAGCGGCAGCAUUUCCGCUUCGACCCGCUCAAGGAGCAGCACCUGGAGCCAAGCGGAAUGCACGGCUUCGCGCACGGCGCUUACGGGUUCGGCUCGGCGGCCCUGCAGCUUCCCGGUCUGGAGAUCUACCCGUACCUGCAUCACCACGUGCACUCCCCGUGCGGGCCCGCCGCCAUCCCACCUGUCAGCAGCAUCCUGCCGGCGCUCUCCAGCUUCUUCUCCCGCAGCGCGCUCACGGCCAAGGCUUUCCUCCAGGCGCAGCCCGGCAUCGAAGCCUUCUCCCCGGCCCAAUGCACGGCGUACUCCUCUCUGACCUCCGGCGCUGCCUUCGCGUCCCCCGCGCUCUUCCACCCCGCGGCGGCUCCGCACUUCCUCAGUUUACACCAGGAGUUUCAGAAACUACAGACUCAGCGUGGCGCCGUGGACCUGGCCAAGCACAUCCACGCCGCUCAUAAUAAAUAA
This is a messenger RNA of Cyclopterus lumpus (lumpfish), 957 nucleotides long. Its product is annotated as forkhead box transcription factor. The coding region runs from base 1 to 957 and encodes 318 amino acids. Lineage: Eukaryota; Metazoa; Chordata; Actinopteri; Perciformes; Cyclopteridae. The transcript has a single exon. Gene Ontology annotation, biological process: cell differentiation; regulation of transcription by RNA polymerase II; anatomical structure morphogenesis. The record is from RefSeq and is a predicted model, not a curated record. Gene Ontology annotation, molecular function: RNA polymerase II cis-regulatory region sequence-specific DNA binding; DNA-binding transcription factor activity, RNA polymerase II-specific.